CCUCAGAGUUCGUUCAGCCGGUUUGUCUCCCCGCUCUGGGGCAGCAGAUGAUGGACGGGAAGGUUUGCUCAGUGACGGGGUGGGGUAAUACCCAGUAUUAUGGUCAGCAGUCAGACAUUCUGCAGGAGGCGUCGGUGCCCAUAAUAAGCAGCACGGUCUGUAAUACCCCGGAGUAUUACAACAAUCAAAUCACAGGGAAGAUGUUCUGCGCUGGAUACCCAGAGGGAGGCACUGAUGCUUGUCAGGGGGACAGCGGUGGCCCUUUUGUUUGUGAGGACUCCAUCUCUCGCACUUCAAGAUGGCGUCUGUGCGGAAUUGUAAGUUGGGGAAUAGGCUGCGCAUUGCCAAACAAACCUGGAGUGUACACCAAAGUGGAUCAAUACCAAAGAUGGAUCUACAGAGCCAUGAAGAUGAAAUCAGAAGUGGCAGGAAUCCUGGAGAUGUAAUGAUGACGGAUGACACUGCCAGGCCGGAGAGGGAAGACACCGCUCAUAUCUGGGUUAGCAAAAUUUUAUUGAGGGAAUGGACCCCCUGCCCCCUCGGAUCCCUCUUAUACCGCCAUCUGGACAGAAUUCCUCCAGCCCUGUCCUCCAUGGGAAGUUGUCUUGUCUCCAUUUGGUUGAACUAUAAGAAGUGCCAUGGCCUGGUAGUCCGGUUCUUACUGUGUCCUUAUUGACUUGGAUUUGUUCAGUGGCCAAUGGUUGAAUGAUCUGAUUGGUUGAAUCGUGUGACAGAGCCGGCGGUGUGGGGUGAUAGACGAUGGGCUACUGGGCCGGGUCAUAUAUGGGUAGGGAUGAGCUUAGUUGAAACCUCAGGAUUAAUCCCCACGGUCCUGAUCCCUAACAGGGUCACUCUUCUACAAGACCGGAUCUCAUUCUUGGUUGGUCUUUCAAUUUGUUAUAGAGCAAAUGGUGGAAAAAACUAUUGUUGAUGGUGAAGGUUCGUAACCAAUACAUGUGACCUCUUCACCAUAAUUGUGCCGGCCGCCUGUUUCACCUCAGCCUUUAAGCCAAGUGGACUUCAGGCCCCUUCAAUUUGUGUUACCAUGGGAAUGGUUGGUUUACCAUGGGAAGCCUCAAACAUGGGGCAUAGUUGUAAAAGGGCUGGCUGAUGGGGGGUCUUGCACUUUGGACAUGGGUGGUCUUGGUCUUGGUCUUGGACAUGAUUGUGUUGGGCUACGGAUCUGACUGCAGCAAUAUCUGGUCUUGUUUCAGGAUGAGGUCACGUGGUCAAUGACAUUUUGUCGCAUUUAAUGUGACCUUCAUGAGAACAUCUCUGGGGCCCUUAGUGGUUCUUCUCAUCGUGAACUGGGAACAUCCAUUGGGCGGGACGAGCUCCUCUGCAAGGCUACGAAGGUCCAAAAAGUCACAUGGAUUGCAAUGGAGCCUGAAUAUUUUACCAAAUGUUCAGACAUAGUUAAAGGAUUUCUCCAGGAUUGAUCGACUGAUCCUCCAUCAACAUCUCAGGGGGCUGAUCAGCUGAUCAAUGAAGCCAGGGCACCUCGAUUGUUAGCAAACUUAGAACCAUAUUUUAGAGGGGUACUCUGGUGGGAAAAAAAUUAAAUCAGCUGGUGCCAGAAAGUUAAACAGAUUUGUAAAUUACUUAUUUAUAAAAAUCUUAACCCUUCCAGGACUUAUCAGCUGCUGUAUUCUCCACAGGAAGUUGUGUAGUUAUUUCCAGUCUGACCACAGUGCUCUCUGCUAACGCCUCUAUAGAAGCCACGAUCACCGUGUUCUCCUUCCUGCCUUUGGCAUACAGUAAUGUCAGGUGACUUUUCAGGUCACAUGGGUCUGCCACGUGGGUCUGUCACGUGGGUCGGCCACCUGGGUCUGCCACCUGGGUCUGUCACGUGGGUCGGCCACCUG
Messenger RNA from Hyla sarda, 1865 nucleotides. RefSeq names its product serine protease hepsin-like. The transcript has 4 exons. Gene Ontology annotation, biological process: proteolysis. NCBI's taxonomy places the organism in Eukaryota, Metazoa, Chordata, Amphibia, Anura, Hylidae. Bases 48 to 446 code for a protein of 132 amino acids. The record is from RefSeq and is a predicted model, not a curated record. Gene Ontology annotation, molecular function: serine-type endopeptidase activity.